Molecule: messenger RNA, 1906 nt
Organism: Eurytemora carolleeae
Lineage: Eukaryota; Metazoa; Arthropoda; Copepoda; Calanoida; Temoridae
Exons: 13
Coding region: 26-1135 (369 amino acids)
Biological process (GO): chaperone-mediated protein complex assembly; cilium assembly; protein folding
Cellular component (GO): nucleus; kinociliary basal body; cytoplasm
Source: RefSeq, a predicted model, not a curated record
AGAUAUAGGAGAUGUAUUCAGUCUUAUGAGUUUAAUAACAACUAAUCUAACUUCAAAGGUUGGAACAGGAUUAUUGAAAAAUGAGAUAAACAAAAUCAGUAAUCUAAUUCUCAAAGCUUGGCUGAUGUCAAUUAGGUCUGAUGAAAGUUUGGGAGAUGUUUAUGUGCGAGUAUUAGAGGGAGGAGGGGGACUAGAUCAACCCUCAGGAGAUAAUGGUGUUGGUUCUAUAUUGGAGGGAUUUCUCUAUCGUCUCACAGAAGAAGAAGAAGAAAGCUUGCAGGCGUUAAAAGCUCCUAUCAAGGUGUGCCUGUACGACUGUAUGCUGGACAAAGAUCAGUCUGGGGAAGGUUGGGAGCGAACUAAACUAUAUUACAGGUCUAGAACUAAGAAAAGCAAAAAAUAUUCCAAGUUCGUGGAUUCGUUGAAGUCAGCUGGCGUUCAACUGUUUGCUUGCAGGCUUGAGCAGGUGGCUGGAGGAAUUGUACAAACUUCUGUACAUGCCAGGUGUGGCCAGAUAAACCUUGAUGUAUUUGGAACUCUUACUGAACAAAAUAGAUUAGAACUUAAACUCCAGGUUCAAAAAUCCAUACAGGCGUUACAGUCCUUAGUUACACAGUCCUUAGUUACACAGACUGUUCCCCUGUUUGUACCAGGAGGAGGAUGUUUAGAAACUAGAAUUGCUCUCUCUCUACUCAACCCAAAGGGUUUACAGGAUGGAGAGCAGAGGAACCAGCUGGCAAAAAUAUUCUUUAAUAUGGCGGCACAUUUUCAAACUCAGCAGACUUAUGAGAUCUAUGUUGAUGUAAAAUUCGGGCAUUUGUGGAAAUCCGCAAGUUCUCUCUCAUGUGCGUGUGGUCUUAUUCAUCAAGAGGCAGAGGCGUCCGAGAGUUUUAUGGAUAAUAUUAUAGAGCCUGGAACUCUGAGAGUAUCUCUUAUGGAAUUAUUGAAUAGAUCAGAGUUAAAAACUGAUCUCCAUAAUGUUGUAAUUGUUAAGCAUCCACAUUUUGAGAGGGAAAAAUGCGCGGCAGAAACGCAUUUACUUGUUGACAGCUGGCAGAUCAAAUCCGCAGCUUUCUUAUCAGCUGUUGAGUCCGCUACUAGUCUCCAUAAUAUUUCUUCCAUUCUUAAUAUUUAACAGUAAUGUGCAUAACUAGCUGAAGUGCCCAUCGAAUUUUGAGAAGAAAAAAUCGAUUAAAAACAAAUUUUGAAUUUAGUAUAGCCUAUGUUACCCCCGGGUUACCCAUGGCCCAGGGUUUCCUAAUGAAAUAAUUCAACCAAUUUGGUCCAACCGUUUAGCCAGCUAUAGCUAACACGAUGUACAGGGCGUCUCAAAAAGGGUCUACAAACUUAUUCGUAAUAGGAUUUCAAGAUUGAGACCAUUUUUUAAUCUCCUUACAAUUUCCGAUUCAAUUUUAUAAGACUCCUAAAACUUCCAAACUGAGUGAGUAAAUUUGGUAGGCCCUUAUUCACCGUUUUUUUGAGACACCCUGUAUAAAUGCAAAUAUAUAUAUAUAUUAUAAAUAUAAUAGCGGCUGCUUGUGAGGACAAGAACCAUCAAAUUAAUCUUGACCAACUUUUACUGUUUUCUCAUAAAUAGUAACUUCAGAGAAAUACAAAGUCCUUGAUCAGCAAAACUAGAAAUUGUUUGAUUUUUUUAGCAGUGCUUAGGAUCCGCAAAAAUUUGUGUAUCCAUUGAAUCUGAUUCAAGGGCAAAAUAUCAACCAAAAACUGCAAAAAAAUGUCUUUUUCUCUCAAAAUUCAAAUCUGAACUGAUGAAAAAAGAGGAAUUAUCAAAAAUACCCUACGAAUGGUAUAUCAAGUUCUUGCAUAAAAAUAAGUAAAAAAAGUAAAAAAAAAAACAAUUUGAAAAAUCAGUAAAUCUGCACACCUGGAUCCGCAUCCACAU